AUGCACUCAACAGGCCGUCAUCACAUCAUACUUACCUCAGCUCUGCCAUUGACUUCUCUCGCAGAGUCGACCAUGCGCUCUGCCUUUGUCAUUCUCGCUCUUACUGCCCUUGCGGUUGCUCGUCCAUCUGGGGCCCCUGGGGAUAUCACUGCCCGCGCGACUGAUGACAACGACACUAUAUUUGACUGGGUAAAGGCCAACCAAGACAAGAUUGCCAAAGUAGCAGCCGGUGGUCCGAAACCUUAG
This is a messenger RNA of Pleurotus ostreatus (oyster mushroom), 246 nucleotides long. RefSeq lists its product as uncharacterized. Lineage: Eukaryota; Fungi; Basidiomycota; Agaricomycetes; Agaricales; Pleurotaceae. The transcript has 2 exons. The coding region runs from base 1 to 246 and encodes 81 amino acids. The record is from RefSeq and is a predicted model, not a curated record.